CAAAUGUAAUGUAGAUGGAUGGGAGGGAGGUGGGUGCCCGGGAUAACUGCAGUAGUACCUUAAUUAGUAGCAUUGUUUUGGGGGCCCGGGCAUCCUACGCCCAACGCCUCCCCGUCCGCUCUUCGCAUGGAUUCGAGAAAGGAUUUAUAUUUCAACACUGCAGGCUAGUCUGCUCGUGCCUCAAGUUUAAGUAUUUCCGUACAACGGUGCCGUCUCCAAUCAACGUCCGAUCACCUCGUUGCCCUGCUCCAGCUGCUCGUACCACCCGAUUUAGCGUCUCACCAACCGCCAAGAGGGCGAAGGGCAAGAGACCUUGGACAGGCCGCGACCGGAGCCGAACUUGCUGUGUUUGACCGGAAGGGAACUGUGAUCUGACAGAGACCUCAGCCGCUGCGAAGACGAGACAACGCGCGUGAUCAAGAAAUUCGCGGGCGCCUGCAGUGCUCGAGGCCACGAUAGGUUUCAACGGUUCAUAACUACUUUACCUACCUACUUCGCACGACGCACCGGGACCUUCCUACCACCUUACCUACGAUACCUUGCCUUACCUAGGUUACAUACCUACCUACCACCUUUCAGCCUGCCGUUGAGAUUGCGCGCUGCACAACCUCGUACUCGCACAAUUUAUCACGCAGUCGUUAACUCGAUUCUGGGAAAAACAAUCAUUACAACUAUCCGCAACUUGAAGAAGAAGAAGAAGAAGAAGGAGAAGAAGAAGAAAAAAGAGGUGUCGAGACCUCACAACAAGGCGCCGAGAUGAAGAAGAAGGCCACCGACCAGCUCGUCUACGAGACGGUCUUUCCACGCCCAAAACCGACCGACCCAUAUGACUUCGCCAGCUUCCUGGAGCGGAACCUUGUCCUCGAGGUUCGCCAAGAGGUGCAUUCUUUUUUUGGACACAUAAGCGACCUGGAGUCCAAGUAUCCAGGAUUAGACUACACACAUCCGACGCAUCGCAUGCGACUCAGCCGCUGGCAUUGGCAUCGGCGUCUAUUCCGCGCAUUUGAUUCACUUGGCCUGACAGACUCCGAGAUCCAUGGACUGACAAAGUGGGAAGGCACAAAAUGGGCCAAGGAGCGCUACGAGAAGGACCAAGGCAUCAUAAUCCGUGACACCACCGCCGAUUUCAUCGGAGAGUGGAUACCGCCCGAAGAGCGUCCGGUCUCACCCUCCUCUUCAAGCAGCCAGGGUGACCAGGAGGCGAGGGCCGAGGAUAGCGAUGAUGAGGUGCAGGCCAGUGUUGGUGUUGAGCUCAACGAGCGUCUAGUCCAACGGGCGGCUGCCCAUCUUGCUGGUGACAUGUCUGAGCCUUUGGACGAGGAGUGGGAACAGUGGCUGAAGGCCGCUCUUGAAGCAGGCGAGUUUCCUCUGAUCGAAGCCGAGCUGCAAAACAGGCAGGCGGGUAACAGACCAUUCGAUAUCAACUUGGCACAUGUCGUGCCGCAACAUAUAAUGGCAGCAGCAACAUCGGGGCGCUGGAGCGAUGUUCCAAGUGCCUUACAGAGCAUUUUACGUCCAGAGUUGCAGCGAGCUGGCCGUAACAGGCCUGAGGCCCGGGUCCCGAUAAGCCAGAACUUCGCACGCAGGACUCCCAGUGAAACAAACUGGCUUGCCGCCUCACGUUCGGUCAGCGCCAGGCGACCCGUUCCCGAAGCAGAGACCGACCACCUAAGUUUAGCAGACCCCGUUCAACCACUCCCUUCCUCUCGAGAAAGGGAGUUCACACCAGCGUAUGGAACCCGACCGGCCGAACACACAAGGCGACGGGCUGCAGACCGCCUCGAAGCCGAGGCCGUCGCGGCUGCCGCUCUACUCGAAAGGCCCCAUGAAGGUACUCCCGGCAGACGAGCUGAGGCCGAGUUCUUCCUCACGCGCAUCGCGGAGAGAAACAGACUUCGAUCCAGUCUCACCGAGCGCAGACCAACUCCCGAGACAAGAAGAGUCAUAUCAUCAGCCACUCCACAGCCAACCAUAACAACGCGAGUACCAACCCAACCCUCUCAGAUCAGCUAUCAGGAUUCCCGCGGGUCAACGACCCCCUCCGCCAGCGCCACAGCCACACGCACCUCAUCCCCGGCUCACCGACCACCUGGCUCUCUAUCCUCCGAACUUGAGGCACUCAGCAGGGCCCGCGAAGCUGUCAUGAGCCGCGCGGCGGAGGCUUCGUCAGAGCAACAAGCCAGCCCCAACACCUCAUCGGCAGAGCAAGAGCGAAGACGGCUCAGGUUGCCCACAACAGAAGAGCUUAUGGCCCUGGAGGAGGCUGCAGCUGCGGAUCGUCGAUCACUAUUGAACAUUCAACGCGACCUCACGAACCUAACGCAAAGGUAUCACGAGUUGAGUGCUUCCAACGCAUCUGAGCCCGGAGCAGCUAGGCGUCGGAUCACAGUGCGCAUCCCUAGCAUAGGUCCUGCACCGCCCACCGCCGAGCACACCCCCUAGGCUCGGGUAGACGACCAGCCCCUUUGGAGGUGAUUCUCAAAAACAUUGGAUCGCAACAGAGGUUCAUCAUUCCAAUACAGAGUUGUGGUAGAGUAGUCCAAAAGAAUUAUCGCUUCAGUCAUCAUCUUCAUCCAAGCCUAUGGGCGAUAGCCUAGUUGGGUUUCACGCGGGGGAAAGAGCGUAUUUCUUCUAUUUAUUUCUAUUCUUACUUUUAGCCAGCAUAGGAGGUACAUUAAUUGGGACAGGGGUGGUGGAUAUUCUAGAGCUAACAAAAAACUGCGCCAUUUUCUUUUUUCUUUGCUUUCAAUUUUUCGAGACUUUGCCAUCACUUCGCGCUGGCUUGAUGUUUCUUGCUCCAAUCAUGAAUAGAUUUCACUGAAUGAGCACAUUAUGGCCAACUAUGCAGACUUAUGGCAUAUAGGUAUAGGCAAACCGGUCGAGGCGGGCCGCGGCAAUGCAUAUUUCGGUUUUUUAGAG
Pyricularia oryzae 70-15 is the source of this 2919-nucleotide messenger RNA. RefSeq lists its product as uncharacterized. The transcript has a single exon. Lineage: Eukaryota; Fungi; Ascomycota; Sordariomycetes; Magnaporthales; Pyriculariaceae. The record is from RefSeq and is a predicted model, not a curated record. The coding region runs from base 757 to 2442 and encodes 561 amino acids.